Messenger RNA from Pollicipes pollicipes, 2409 nucleotides. Its product is annotated as osmotic avoidance abnormal protein 3-like. The record is from RefSeq and is a predicted model, not a curated record. Gene Ontology annotation, biological process: microtubule-based movement. Lineage: Eukaryota; Metazoa; Arthropoda; Thecostraca; Pollicipedomorpha; Pollicipedidae. Gene Ontology annotation, molecular function: ATP binding; microtubule motor activity; microtubule binding.
GUUGCUUAUAAGAACGUGACAACAUCGACAAACACUAUGUGAAGACAACUGUCAGCAUCGACGAGCUCUGUUACGUUUUGGAAGUUUAUUACGAUGGCAGCGCAAGACGUGACCUAAGGUCUAUAAUCUACGCCAAACGAGCAUCAGUAGCAUUGCACCACCGAUCCUGCAACAAUGGCGGAGUCUGUCAAGGUGCUCGUAAGAUGUCGACCGAUGAACGGACGAGAGAAGAAGCUCGAUUGCGAGGUCGUCGUCUUCAUGGACGACAGCGUCAUGCAAGUCUCCAUCAUCAACCCCGGGGAUAAGAACGCACCGCCCAAGACGUUCACCUUUGACGGCGUAUACUACAUGGACUCCAUCACGGAGAACAUCUACAAGGACAUGGCCUACCCGCUAGUUGAGGGCACGCUGGAGGGCUACAACGGCACCAUCUUCGCCUACGGCCAGACCGGCUGCGGCAAGUCCUUCUCCAUGCAGGGCAUCCCCGACCCGCCCACGCAGCUGGGGCUCAUCCCACGAGCUUUUGAGCACGUGUUUGAUGUCAUCAGCACGUCCACCGAGACCAAAUACCUGGUUCACGGUUCGUACCUCGAAAUCUACAACGAGGAGAUCCGCGACCUGCUGGGCAACGACCCCAAGAAGAAGAUUGAGCUGAAGGAGCACCCGGAGAAGGGCGUCUACGUGCAGGACCUCAGCCGGCAGCCGUGCCACAACAAGGACGACUGCGACAUGCUCAUGCAGAAGGGCUGGAACAACCGCUCCACCGGCGAGACGCUGAUGAACAAGGACUCGUCGCGCUCGCAUUCCAUCUUCACCAUCUUCUUGGAGAUGAUCACGCCGGCGAAGAAGGGGAAGGACCAGCUGCGUGCCGGCAAGCUCAACCUGGUCGACCUGGCUGGCUCGGAGCGGCAGGCCAAGACAGGCGCGACUGGGGACCGGCUGAAGGAGGCCACCAAGAUUAACCUCUCGUUGUCGGCGCUGGGCAACGUCAUCUCGGCGCUGGUGGACGGCAAGAGCAAGCACAUACCCUACCGGGACUCCAAACUCACCCGACUACUACAGGACUCGCUCGGCGGCAACACCAAGACCAUGAUGGUGGCCUGCCUCUCGCCGGCCGACAACAACUAUGACGAGACGCUGAGCACGCUACGCUACGCCAACCGCGCCAAGCAGAUCAAGAACAAGCCCAAGAUCAACGAGGACCCCAAGGACACGCUGCUCAGGGAGUACCAGGACGAGAUUCGCAAGCUACGGGAGCAACUUGGAGACGGUGGUGCGCCGGCGCCCGCCCAGCUUGAGAAAGUUGUGGACGAGGAAGCUGUUGCCAAAGAAAGGGAGAGGCUAAAAGCCGAGUAUGAAGAGGAAAUGAAGAAAAUGCGUAAAGAGCUGGAGGCUCAGAAGAGGUUAGGAGAAUCCACCGGAGGCCAAAACAAAAAGAAGCUAGAAAAAGAAGCAGAGAAAAUCAGACAGGAGUUCUUGGAGCGGGAAAAGAGGCUUAAGGAAGAGCUGGAACACCAGAGAUCCCUGCUGACCGGCGGCGCCAUUCCAGACAACGUCGAUCCGGAGAUAUACGAGAAACUGAAGACGCUGCAGAAUCAGAUGGUGGGUGGAGAGCAGGCCAACAACCAGCAGGCCGUACAGAAGCGCAAGAAGGUCAGCGAGGAGGUGCAGCGACGUCGCAAGGAGAUCGCCAAGGCGGUGGGUCGCGGCGCGGCCGAGGGUGAGGACGACGACGAGAUCCUGGUCAAGGCCUACGAUGACGUCCAGGCCACGCUCAAGGCACGCACCGAGCUCGCCAAGAAGAUGAAAGUCCGGUUGCGGGCACAGGAGGAGGAGAUCCGCGACAUCCAGCGGGAGUUCGCCACAGAGCGCGACGACUACCUCGAGACGAUCCGGCGUCAGGACCAGCAGCUGAAGCUGUUGCAGCAACUGAUGGAACGCGUGCAGCCCACCAUCCGCAAGGAUUGCAACUAUGCCGACGUCGAGGCCAUCAAAAAGCAGGCGGUGUGGGACGAGAUCGACCAGCGCUGGCGGCUGCCCGAUGUCCAGGUGGUCAAGACCAAGCUGCCGCCCGCCGGCCCCUCCGGUGUGCUGGGCGGCCCCGGUCUGAGCAGCUUCAAGGGACCGGGACAGAGCGGCGGCCGCGCGCCCUCGCAGACGGCGCCGGCUCGACUCGGCAUCGCAUGGGACAGCGAGGAGGAGGACAAGUUCCUCAAGCGGUUGGAACGCAGUGCUGAGGAGAAUGUCGCUGGACAGUAUUUCAAACCCUGCUGGAAACCGGCAAGCAGAAAUAUUGUUCAAAACUCAGCAAACAGCGGAGAAGAAGCGGCCAAACUUAACCAAGCUCGCCUCUGGUGCGUGUCCCCUGACGACGGCCAGUGCCGUGACAGCUCGCCCAUGAUGUGUUGA